AUGGCACACAUCAUUUCGUUCAGCUUCCUCCUUUUUAUUGUUCUCUCGAGCGUUAUUUCAGCUCCAACUAAAAAUUUCACUGCAUUUAAUCCUAUUGAUGAUGGCAUUCCCAAAACUUACCAUUAUCCUAGUUAUUCACAAGAAGAGAACGCUGCGGCCAAUUUCUAUCAACUUCCUGUUUUCUCAGCUGAUGUCUCCAAUCAAUUUGCAGUACUUCAACCGAACAAUUGCGAUAAUGUGGAAUUCUCAAAAAGCAACGAUAUCUUCUAUAUCUCUGAUUUAACGCCAUUACAGUCACAUACUAUUUCUGCUAACAAAGAUGUAGAAAGUUAUAAAUUUAGUCAGCCUGGGUGUUCUAUGAUCAAUACGCAGAACGUAAACGAACAUAUGAAACAUAUUUCAAAACACAAUGAACAAAAUGCAUAUCAAUGCGAUUGGCCUCAUUGUGGGAAAUCAUUCAGCAAUUCAAAGGACCUUUCUAAGCACAGUGAAGAACAUUCACUUAAACUUCAAUGCAAAGAUUGUGAUGCUUUAUUCACACAUCCGCGUUCACUGAUAAGGCACAAGAAUCGCACCUGUCCAUUUGACUGUAGGCGGGGAUAUAAAUGUCUUUUUCCCGAAUAUGCUGCCGGAAUGAUGAGGAAUGUGGAAGACAGUACAAAAAACAGGAGUCCUGAUUGCGAAAAAGAAUUUGAGAGUUUAUCAGAUUAUUGUGCACACUACAUAACGCAUCGACCUCAGUGCAGAAAUUGCGGUAAAUACCUCAAGACGCUGAAAGCACUGGAAUAUCACGUGAAAAAUUCCUGCAAGAGAUGUCCUACGACAAAAAGAAGUCCGAAGUUUGGACAUGCUUCUUUCGAUGCAGGAAAUGAUGAUAGUUCUGGUCAAAGUUCAGUAGUCCAACACAACCAGUCGUAUAUUGGACAUCAUUCAGCAAAUCUUGAUAUCUUCGACAAUUUCAAUUUGGCUCUAUCAGACACAGAUAUUGAAAUGUGUAACCGUGAAUGGGAAAAUAGUGAUAAGCGGGGAUAUAAAUGUCUUUUUCCCGAAUAUGCUACAGGAAUGAUGGAGAAUAUGGAAGAAACCACAACAAAUAGGAAUCCCGAUUGCGAAGAAAAUUUUGAGAGUUUAUCAGAUUAUUGUGCACACUACUUAACAAUUCGAUCUCAGUGCAAAGAAUGCGGUAAACACCUCAAGACGCUGAAAACACUGAAAUAUCGCGUGAGAAAUUUCUGCAAGAGAUGUCGUCAAGCAAAUAAAGAUUCGAAGUUUGGACAUGCUUCUUCCGAUACAAGAGAUGAUGGAUCUGGUCCAAGUUCAGUAAUCCAACAGUAUCAGUUGUCCAGUGGGGAUCUUUCAGCAAAUUAUGAUAUUCGACAACUUCGAUUUGGCUCUAUCAGUUGCACGAACUUUGAUAUCUUCGAUUUCGCUUUAUCAGACGCAGAUAUUGGAAUGUACAACCGUGAAUGGGAAAAUAAUGGUCUAAGAGAAGAAAAUUCGAUGUUUGAACAUGCUUCUUUCGACACAAGAAAAGAUGAUAGUUCUGGUCAAAGUUCAGUAAUCCAACAGGAUCAGUCGUACAGUGAGGAUCUAUCAGCAAACUUUGAUAUUUUCGACAACUUCGAUUUGGCUCAAUCAGACGCUGAUAGCCAAACUACUCCAUGUUAUCCAUUUCUUUUUGGCGUACUAGUAUAUCUAAAGAAUUCUUUUUCAAAUUUUGAUAUUUUCGACAGCUUCGAUUUGGCUCUAUCAGAUGCAGAUAUUGAAAUGUAUAAUCGCGAAUGGGAAAAUAAUUUUGAUAUCUUCGACAUCUUCGACUUGGCUCUAUCAAAUGAAGAUAUUGAAAUGUAUAACCAUGAAUGGGAAAAUAAUGGUGAAUUACAAAGAAUUUGUAAAAAAUUGUUUAGCGACUUUGCGCCCCAUCUUCCGUAG
Cercopithifilaria johnstoni is the source of this 1932-nucleotide messenger RNA. The record is from the annotation of a GenBank genome assembly. Lineage: Eukaryota; Metazoa; Nematoda; Chromadorea; Rhabditida; Onchocercidae.